ACUUUGUGGUCGUUGGCGAGUGGAGAAUGGUGCGAUUUUUCAUUUUGAUUUACACUAUCGAUAUAGCAUAUGCCAUGAAUGAAUUUAAUUAGAACAUUAAGUAGAAUCAAAGUAAAAGUGAGAUAAAUACAAAACUUAUUUUGGGCGUACUUAGGUAGUAGGUACAUUUUAUAAAUCACAGAAUGUUACUGUGAAAUUGUACUCACAGUUAUUAUAAGAAUGAUAUUUGCGAUAGACACUGGCGCAACGUUCGAUGAACUUUCCACCGCGAAGGCUGCGCAGACGCCGGUAAGCUAAGUAAGCUACCACCGGUCGCCCGCCAUCCCGCCAACGCAAGCGCCAGUCGUUACGUAUACUCUGUGUAAAUCAGACGGCAUUGCUUGUUAGUGUACAUGUAAAUAUCGCGGUGAUUUUUCACAAUACGAAACAAGUUAAGCUCUAACGAUAGUGCGACUUUUGAAUCUAAUUAAGUGAAGUGAAAAUCGUAUAGUAUUGCGAAGUGUGUCUUAAUAUAAAUAAACAGUGUUAUAAGGCCGCUUUUUACGGAAUGGAUAAUUCAAUGUGUUGUGGGAGUUAUAGCACCGGAGCUUAUUGAAUGAAGUGGUCAACACUAAUGUUGCGGUGUGCGGGGGCGCGGGGAGGAUGCGCGAGGAGGAGUUGGAGGUGGCGCUGAAGGUGGUGAUCGUGGGAGACGGUGGCGUCGGCAAGUCCAGCAUGAUCCAGCGAUACUGCCGUGGCACCUUCACGCGGGACUACAAGAAGACCAUCGGCGUCGACUUCCUUGAACGACAGAUAGAGAUUGAUGGUGAGGAGGUGCGGCUGAUGCUAUGGGACACAGCGGGACAGGAGGAGUUCGACGCUAUCACGAAGGCGUACUACCGCGGCGCACAUGCCUGCGUUCUCGCCUUUUCCACCACGGACCGGGAUUCCUUUCUUGCACUGCACUCGUGGAAACUGAAGGUUGAGAACGAAUGCGGUGAAAUCCCGACAAUAAUAGUGCAAAAUAAGAUAGAUUUGAUGGACCAGUGCGUCGUCGGACCUGACGAGGCGGAGUUAGUGGCUCGCGCUCUGGGCUGCCGGCUGAUGCGCGCCUCUGUCAAAGAGGACGUGAACGUAGGCGCCGUGUUCCGCGCACUCGCCGCACGCUGCCUCGCCGACAUGCGCGCUGACGACGACGCGCCCAGCGUCAACACAACUCCAGUUAUUGGUAGUUUCACAAAUCAUAAUAGCAACGGCACGAUCUUGCUGCGGCCCGCCAAACACCGCCCCGGCAAGAAGAGAAACGUCCUCAAGAGCGCCUGCAGAAUACUCUAAUUUAGCUCUCUAAAGAUACAGCGUGUUUCUUUUUAUUCCAUUUGUCUAUUACAAAUGGGCAAUAUAUUUAUAUUAUGUUUCGUUCAAUUCAGGAACUUGAUAGUUUCUUUUUAAAUCUAUAAUGUAUUUUAUGACAUUAAAUAUAUUGUGUAAAAAAGCAAAUAAAAA
Molecule: messenger RNA, 1482 nt
Organism: Papilio xuthus (Asian swallowtail)
Lineage: Eukaryota; Metazoa; Arthropoda; Insecta; Lepidoptera; Papilionidae
Product: RAS oncogene family member Rab23
Exons: 6
Coding region: 643-1314 (223 amino acids)
Molecular function (GO): GTPase activity; GTP binding
Source: RefSeq, a predicted model, not a curated record